AUGGCGCUGGCCGCGGCCGCGGCCGCUGCGGCCGCCGGGGUGAGCCAGGCGGCAGUGCUGGGCUUUCUGCAGGAGAACGGCGGAAAGGUGCGCAACUCUGAGCUGCUGAGCCGCUUCAAGCCGCUGCUGGAUGCCGGCGACCCACGCGGCCGCGCCGCCCGCAGGGACCGUUUCAAGCAGUUUGUCAACGACGUGGCCGUGGUGAAGGAGCUCGACGGCGUCAAAUUUGUGGUGCUGAGGAAGAAGCCGCGGCUCCGGGAGGGACCAGAGCCCCUUCCCUCCUGCUUCUCGAUCACCCCGGAGGCAUCAGCCCCGCCGUCGAAGAUCACCUCCGUCUCACAGGGGGAAACCGCUGCUUCGGGGGCUCCAUCCUUGGCCUCGGCGCAGAGGGCGGUGGAACCACCUGAGGACCCGGCUCCGCCAUCAGAGCCACAGGACACCCCCGGGGAUCAGGCCUCUGAGCCCACUCAGCUGACUAAGGGGCUGCUGUUAGUCCCAGCCCGGCAGUCAGGGAUGCCCUCGGACCCCCAGAUUACAGCCUUUGAGCUGGCCCAGCCCUCCGAGGGACUCUCUGCAGACGUGGCCCCACCGUCCAUGGCACCGUCGGAGGCAGCUUUGCCCCAUGCAGAACCGCCAGACCCGGAACCUGCGCCUGGGCUGACAAAAGGGCCGCCACCACCCCCUCCGCGCGCGCUGCCGCAAAAACCCUGCAUGCUGCCGGUGCGCUGCGUCCCGGGCCCCGCGGCGCUCCGGAUCCGGGCGGAGGAACAGGGCCUGCGUCGGCAGCUGUCGGAGGAGCCCAGCCCACGGAGCUCCCCGCUGCUGCUGCGGCGGCUCUCAGUAGAGGAGUCCGGCCUGGGCCUCAGCCUGGGCCCCGGCCGCUCCCCGCACCUGAGGCGCCUGUCGCGCGCCGGCCCUCGUCUGCUGAGCCCGGACACCGAGGAGGUGCCCGCCGCACCGCCGCCGUCCGCCGUCCCCCUGGAGCCGGCCGAACACGAGUGGCUAGUGCGGACUGCCGGGGGCCGUUGGACCCACCAGCUGCACGGGCUGCUGCUGCGCGACCUCGGCCUGGCGACCAAACGCGACUUCAUGUCUGGUUUCACGGCCCUGCAUUGGGCCGCCAAGAGUGGCGACCUCGAGAUGGUGCAGCAGCUGGUGGAGAUCGCGCGGCGUGGAGGCGCGCGGGUCGACGUGAACGCGCGCUCACACGGUGGCUACACGCCGCUGCACCUGGCGGCUCUGCAUGGCCACGAAGAUGCAGCGGUGCUGCUGGUGGUCCGCUUGGGUGCGCAGGUGCACGUGCGUGACCACAGCGGGCGGCGCGCUUACCAGUACCUGCCGUCCGGCGCCUCGUACGCGCUGCGCCGCCUACUUGGCGACCCCGGCCUGCGAAGCUCUACCGAGCCCGAUGCGACCGGUGGUGGUAGUGGCAGUUUUGCGGCCCGGCGCCCGGUGCAGGUGGCCGCCACCAUCCUCAGUUCCACCACCAGCGCGUUUCUGGGCGUCCUGGCCGACGACCUGAUGCUCCAGGAUCUGGCUCGAGGCAUGAGGAAGUCAGGCUCCUUAAGCAAAUUUUUGGGUGCCUCGCCCAUGGCUCCUCGUAAAAAGACAAAACCCCGCAGUAGUCUGCAGGUCUUUUCAGAAAUCUCCCGUCGACCCACUCCGGGGCCCUUGGCUGGUCUAGUGCCCAGCCUACCCCCAGCAACCUGA
Messenger RNA from Physeter macrocephalus (sperm whale), 1710 nucleotides. It is a transcript of the gene SOWAHA, whose product is annotated as sosondowah ankyrin repeat domain family member A. Gene Ontology annotation, molecular function: protein binding. Bases 1 to 1710 code for a protein of 569 amino acids. The transcript has a single exon. The record is from RefSeq and is a predicted model, not a curated record. NCBI's taxonomy places the organism in Eukaryota, Metazoa, Chordata, Mammalia, Artiodactyla, Physeteridae.